Daldinia caldariorum is the source of this 1887-nucleotide messenger RNA. RefSeq names its product cytochrome P450. The record is from RefSeq and is a predicted model, not a curated record. Gene Ontology annotation, molecular function: heme binding; oxidoreductase activity, acting on paired donors, with incorporation or reduction of molecular oxygen; iron ion binding. The coding region runs from base 270 to 1808 and encodes 512 amino acids. The transcript has 4 exons. Lineage: Eukaryota; Fungi; Ascomycota; Sordariomycetes; Xylariales; Hypoxylaceae.
AGGAUUGCUCGGGAUGUCGGCGCGGGUGGUGAGCGACUCGCAUGAGGCGUGAAUCGUCCUAUGAAUGUAGGGAUGUAAUUGAUUACCAAACCAGUCCUUUCACUGGUAAAAUUUUACAGCAAUGGAGAUGAUCAAGUGUGAUAAUGUUUGAUGUUUGUUUCUUGAGGCAAUAUGAUAUUGGAGGGGCAAAUAGGUAAUACUUGAAUAUUAAAUUUAUCAACUCUCUACGAUAGCAUUACAAUACAUAAGAUACCUAAGACGACGCCAGCAUGCUAUCGGCUACAUUAGUGGUCGUUGCCUUGGCGAGUGCUUUGUUGGCGGCAUGGUUGAAGGAGAGGAUAUCAUCGAGAAGACGGUUUAAGGGGUUACCGCGCAUUGGAAUUGAUCCGGGCCUAUUUGGUCUGCGGCUCCAGGCUGCUAAGGACGAGUUUUAUAAGCGCGGACAACAGUUACUAGAGCAAGGUUAUGAACAGUACAAGGACACUCCAUAUACCAUCCAAACAUGCGACAACGAGCGCCUCGUAGUCCCAGACAAGUUUAUCGAGGAGCUAAAGAACCUUCCGGACAACCGGAUUAGUUUCAAAGAAGAACUCCUGGAUAGAUUUAUGGGGAAAUACACCAAGCUCGAUGCAGUUCGAGGAACAACUAUUCAUCGGGACAUUGUCAGGCAUCAAUUGACCAAAAACAUAGGACAUUUGCUACCGCAGAUGAAAGAAGAGGCAGAGCUAGCUCUCAAAAAUGUUCUUAGCCAAUGCAAUUCAAAAGAUUUUACUCCUAUAAAAGCAUCGUCUCUCAUCUUCGCCGCAAUCGGCCAAAUGACUUCCCGCAGGGUUACUGAUGACCCCGCCAUAUCGCGAGACCCGGUAUGGCUCGAGACAAUCAUGGGCUUCACCGCGUCCGUGGCCAUCUUCUCCAUGACAAUGAGACGCAUCUCGCCUACGCUCCGUCCCAUAGCACAGUACACCCUGCAAUGUGGUCGGAAGCUUCGCGCCGAUAUUGCUCAAGUGACGAAGUUCCUGACUCCCGUGAUUCAGGCUCGACAGCAACAAAGUAGUGGGGGGGAGAAGGGUGACAAACUCGAUGAUCAACCAAAAGAUUUCGUCCGUUGGCUCUCCGAGGCCGCUGAGGGUCAAGACGCCCGACCCGACGCCAUCGCCCUGAAGAUUCUGUUUCUUAUCGUUUCGUCCAUGCACACGAGCGCCAUCACCGCAAUCCACAUCCUCUACGAUAUCUGCGCUCACCCGGAGUUCAUGGAGGAGCUGCGUGCCGAAGCGAUCGAGGAGAUCGGUGCCAACGGCUGGACGGAGACUUCGCUGCUCAGGCUGCGCAAGAUGGAGAGCUUCCUCAAGGAGAGCGGUCGGACCAACUCUGCUGGUGUGGUCUCUUUCCAACGCCUUGUUCUAAACCCCAUCCGUCUGUCCAACGGGUUUACCAUCCCGGCGGGCACGCAUAUUUGCGCCGCAUCUGAUGCGCGGUCGCGCGAUCCCGCACUCUACGAGGCGCCUCUUGAAUUCAGGCCGCUGCGGUUCUAUGCACCACCCGGUAAGGCCAACGCGGAGAUUGACACUGCAAAUCUGUUCAGCUCCGUGGCGGCGGGAGACUCCUGGUUCGGAGCGGGGCGACAAGCUUGUCCGGGACGGUGGUAUGCGAGCGCGCAGAUCAAGCUCGUAUUAUGUUUGCUGCUAAUCAACUAUGAGUUCAAGUUUCCAGAAGGACAAAAAGAGAGGCCGAAGAAUUGGGUCAAGGACGAGAAGACGGGUCCGGAUAUGGAGCAGAUGAUCUGGGUAAGACAGAGGACGGCUGCUUGAGAUAGCACCUCUAGGUAUGGGUAGGUAGGCGAGAUACCAACUGUUUGAAAAUAUAAAGUUGUUAGAUUUAUACAAACCU